AUGGCUACCGUAAUCUCGACAGGCCACCUUUGUCCAUCCGUGUGCGACUGCACCGCGCAAGGACGUGUGGAUUGCUCUCAACGUGAACUAGCCCAAGUGCCUCCCGGUAUACCACCGUCUACCAGAUAUCUGGAUCUUUCGAAAAACAAUUUGCGGAACAUCGAUCCCAAUGCAUUUCGAGGCCUCAAGAAGUUGCGCACACUAAAUCUGCGUCGUAAUCACCUUCGUUCCAUACCGAAAGGCCUCGAUGAAGUGACGCUGCACAAACUCGACCUGCGGCUUAAUCUGAUAUCAUCGUUAUCACCCGCCGACGUCAUGGCACUCUCACAAAUUCGUUCAGUGGAUCUUUCGAGGAAUUUCAUAAAGGAAUGGCCACGAGUGAAAGAAAAAUUGGCCAACACUUCAUCGAAGAUUGAGAAGUUGUAA
Messenger RNA from Ostertagia ostertagi, 426 nucleotides. The record is from the annotation of a GenBank genome assembly. NCBI's taxonomy places the organism in Eukaryota, Metazoa, Nematoda, Chromadorea, Rhabditida, Trichostrongylidae.